AUGAAAAAUCUCAUGAAUAUAACAUUGCCUCCCAACUACGAUGGUAACUGGGCUGGUGUUCAGUACUCUACCAACGCAAGAAUCAUGUUCAAUUUCUUUCCUGCUUCACAAGCUGCCAAAAAAUCUGAUUCAUUUUUUUUUGAAAAUGGAGGGACGAACACUGCUGGCGGUUUAGCAAAAGCAAAAGAUUUAUUUGAUGAUUCUACGAAAGGAAGCCGUCGUGGUGCACGUCAAAUGGUGUUCCUUGUGACAGAUGGACAGUCAAACAUAAGUCGUCGUCAAACAGUUCCAAAUGCAAAGAAACUGAAAGAUGACGGUGUAGAAAUCUUAGUUAUCGGUGUUGGAUAUUUUAGCCGUGGAAUUGAAGAAAUAUUUCAAAUUGCUACAUUACCAGUAGAAGAUCAUAUUCUCAGAUUUAGGAACUAUAGAGACAUGAUCAACGUUGUCAAUCGUGUGGUCGAAGAAAUUAAUCCAGGUCAAUAUGCAAUCGUUGCGAAAAUUCCUUCUUCAUGUUUAACAUGA
Molecule: messenger RNA, 522 nt
Organism: Xenia sp. Carnegie-2017
Lineage: Eukaryota; Metazoa; Cnidaria; Anthozoa; Malacalcyonacea; Xeniidae
Product: integrin alpha-2-like
Exons: 2
Coding region: 1-522 (173 amino acids)
Source: RefSeq, a predicted model, not a curated record